This is a messenger RNA of Cyprinodon variegatus (sheepshead minnow), 2044 nucleotides long. RefSeq names its product IGF like family receptor 1 (gene igflr1). Gene Ontology annotation, molecular function: protein binding. NCBI's taxonomy places the organism in Eukaryota, Metazoa, Chordata, Actinopteri, Cyprinodontiformes, Cyprinodontidae. The record is from RefSeq and is a predicted model, not a curated record. The coding region runs from base 72 to 995 and encodes 307 amino acids. The transcript has 8 exons.
GCAUGCUCCGCAUUGGACUAUAAAAAAACCCAGCUUUGAUCAAACGUCCAGAGGACCAACAGAACAUCAUCAUGGUAUCGCAGAGGUGCAUCGAUGAAACUACCUACUUCAAUCAGGAAACACGCACGUGUAUUCCAUGUGAAAGAAAAGCUGGGUUUGAAGUUUACCCUAAUUGUGGACGGAGCGAUGAUGGUGGGGUACACUCUGACACUUUUAGAGAAUGCCCAUCCAACACUUUCAAUGACGGGACCUUUGAUAAAUGCCGGACAUGUUCCCCAUGUCCAAUUGGUCUAUUUGAACUGAAACCCUGCAAUUCAACAUCUGACACCGUUUGCCAGGAAGAAAGCAGAUCGACAGCAGCCACUCUCUCUGAUCCUGCAACCACCUUUGCACCAUCCUCCAGCACCGCAGCUGCGACUCAGAAAUACUCGACACAUAGUUUACCAGAAGGAGGCAGCGUGCCGAAUGCAGCUCUCUGGGCCGUACCAAUAACAAUUAUUGUUUUCAUCAUGCUGGCUGCUGCAAUAUGCGCUUUGAAAAUGAAGAAAAAAAGAGGUCUGUGCAAAAGUGUGUUUUAUCGUCGAAGGAUGUCGUAUAAAAAUGAAGGAUUUUCCCCGAUCUCCUCAUCUGGUACCAACACAGAGGCACUGGAAGACAUUCUGAAUUCUCAAAUCCUAUCAGCACCUUUACAUGCAGUUCUGGAUGAUCUUGAUGUUUUGGAGGAGUUGGUGAUUCUGUUGGACCCAGACACUCAAGGUAUAAAGAGCACAAAGCACCUGGCGUCCCACUGCUCCUUUCCUUCCACCUGGAUCACUUAUACAUACUCCAUGAAGGACAGCAAAAGCCCCCUGAAAGCUGUGCUUGAGGCAGUCACCAGCAAGCAGCCCGACUGGACUGUGGGCCACCUGGCCAACCUGCUCAGGCAAAUGGGCCGCAAUGAUGCUAUCACCGUUCUUGCAAAACUCAGACCUGGUUCAAAUGUUGGAUAUAUUUGAAACUUUUUCUCCCACAUCUAACAGUUUGAUUUUUUUAAUCCAAACUGGAUAUGAUGUUUCUAUCGGUCCUUUGCCCAUUGCCUGGAAACUUCACUAAAGUAGUUUCUAGUUCAAUCUGAAAAACAAUUAGGAUAAAUUUAUUGAUAAAAUUACUUUUGACUUUGGCGCUCAGACCUCAGCAGGAAACAUAGCGCUUAAUUUUGAUAGAUAUGCAUGAACAGGAGCAAAGGCCUGAAACUGGUGGUGGAGUGGACAUGGAUGAAGUUGGUCAGUCUGUAGACUGCUGGUUAGCGAGACGGUCUGCUGAGCUUUAUGGGGAGAUCCAGGGGACUGCGUGAGCUGAUACUAGAGCUUCACUCAGGGACCUGGAAGAUGGAAGUCCAGUUGGAUCACACAGGUUGGAAGAACCUGUGAGCAAGCAUGAAGCGACAGUGGAGAGGAAAAACUCCCCGUUGGGGAAAAACCUCUGGCAGGCUCAACAUGGCGGUCUUCUGCCAGACCAGUUGAGAUGAGACAGGGAAGGCAGUAAGAGUCCAGGAGGAAUGACACUGAUGCUUUAGCUAUGAAGGUGGAGGAGGGGGUGGGUUGAAACGGUGUCAUCUUAAGGAAGUCACAGCGCAUCCGCCACCUGCACACAGGAGCGAAGGAGUGUGGAUCGGAGGCCUUUUAACAUGAACUGUGGAUUCCGAUUGACUUUUGUGGAGGUGUGGUUCAAAGAUGAUUGACUGUGUCGCAGGUGGAUGUAGAAGGGCAAUGAGUUUCUUCAGUUAAACUUCCGCCUAGGCUCCAUAAGAACUGACUCCUGUCAUUUCUACCACCUGGUUCAACAUAUGGCCUUAUGAAAAGUUAUUUUUUCAGAUGCAGCACCAGACUAUAUACUAAGGAAGGUAGCUGGGUCUUUUCUACCAGCAUGUACAAGGCUGAUGUUAGCUUUAAAAUUCCACGUGAUCCUAUGCUGACAAGAAUUAUUUCCGUACCAAGGAAAUUCAUUGGAAACCUUGGAAAAUCCUUUUUUUAUUCAAGCUCAUGAAGAAAAUCCCACCUAUAUA